Postia placenta MAD-698-R-SB12 is the source of this 1041-nucleotide messenger RNA. RefSeq lists its product as hypothetical. The record is from RefSeq and is a predicted model, not a curated record. NCBI's taxonomy places the organism in Eukaryota, Fungi, Basidiomycota, Agaricomycetes, Polyporales, Adustoporiaceae. Gene Ontology annotation, molecular function: methyltransferase activity; nucleic acid binding; oxidoreductase activity, acting on the CH-OH group of donors, NAD or NADP as acceptor. Bases 1 to 1041 code for a protein of 346 amino acids. Gene Ontology annotation, biological process: methylation. The transcript is spliced from 4 exons.
AUGCCCACCAUCAGUUCUGGAAAGGUCCUGGUUACAGGAGCGAACGGCUUCGUGGCGACAUGGGUCGUGUACUCGCUGCUUGAGCACGGCUAUAGCGUGCGCGCCUCCGUGAGGUCGGAAGGAAAGGGGGCACACUUGUGCAAGAUCUUCGCGUCGUACGGCGACAAGUUUGAGCUUGCGAUCGUCCCAGACAUAACAUCGCCAGGGGCAUUCGACGAGGCAGUCAAAGGCGUAGACGCAAUCGAACACACGGCGUCACCAGUCCACCUCAACGCCGACGAUCCCGACGAGUUUAUCGUUCCCGCGGUCAAAGGGACAAUCGGCGUGCUCGAGUCCGCGCUCGCACACGGCACCUCGGUCAAGCGCGUCGUGUACACCUCGUCCUGCGUGUCGAUACUCCGCAUACCGGAGCAGCCGACGGUCUUCUCGGAGAAGGACUGGAACGAGCAGGCAGUGGAGGAUGUGAAGGCGAACGGCCGCAACGCGACGGGACUCAGUAAGUACAGCGCGAGCAAAGUCCUCGCGGAACGCGCGGCCUGGGAAUUUGUGGAGAAGAACAAGGCCAGGAUCGCGUGGGACCUCGUCGUGGUUAACCCGCCGUACGUAUUUGGGCCGACCCUUAAUGAGGUGGACAAACCGGAGUCCCUGCAUUCGAGCAUGGAUGAAUGGUUCAAGGCCGUAUGCGGGGGCAUCUACAACACCGCGCCUUGGGGAUCUGACGGAGGCCCCGACUAUAUUGACGUACGCGACCUUGCACUGGCACAUGUUCUGGCGAUCCAGAAAGAGGGCGCUGGUGGAGAGCGUCUCAUUAUCUCCUCGGGCCCAUGGAAGUGGCAAAACUUCACAAUCGCCGGUCGUAAGAUUGGAGCUGCGAUUCCGGCUGGGAACACGUCCUACGAUCCGGCUAAAGCAACUCACUUGAUCAUGUACGAUGCGUCGAAGGCGCCGAAGGUCCUCGGUAUCAGGUAUCGCUCGAUUGAUGAGACCACGCGAGACAUUCUCGAGGAUUACAAGGCGCGGGGCUGGGUUAAAUUUGACUGA